Messenger RNA from Halichondria panicea, 2040 nucleotides. Its product is annotated as serine protease HTRA2, mitochondrial-like. Gene Ontology annotation, biological process: programmed cell death; proteolysis; positive regulation of apoptotic process. Gene Ontology annotation, molecular function: serine-type endopeptidase activity; protein binding. The record is from RefSeq and is a predicted model, not a curated record. NCBI's taxonomy places the organism in Eukaryota, Metazoa, Porifera, Demospongiae, Suberitida, Halichondriidae. The coding region runs from base 128 to 1354 and encodes 408 amino acids. The transcript has 2 exons.
CUUAUGCAACUUAUGCAGCUUCAGCCUAGAUCCCUCUGUUAUAGAUCUAUAGCUAGCUGCUCCAAAUGUUGUCUCUACUAAGAAUCAAUGCAGCUCUCAAUUGCAGCAAUAUGCUGAGGCCCUUGACAUGUCGUCAAGUUCCUUUCUGCACUGGCAAUACGACACUCAGAAUAGUCGUCUAGUGACUGAUCGAUUGGGUAGGUUAAAUAAUGGUGUCUAUCGUUCUACAGCGGAUACAUACGAUCAAGAUCAUAGAGGGAAAAACAAUCCUUUAUUUCGAUUGGUUGGCUUUGGUUUAUUCGGACUCUCACUGUCGAUAUUUGCAAUAUUUAAGAUAAACAAGAACGAAACAUUUCCAUUCUCUAUAGCACACUGCUCCGACGGUCGAUCACAGCGUUUCAAUUUUCUAGCCGAAGCUGUUGAAAUUGCAUCUCCUAGUGUUGUCUACAUUGAGAAAUCUCAGCGGGUCACGACUAUAUUCGGAGAGAUGGUGGGUGUGUCCUCUGGCUCCGGCUUUAUCGUUCACAAUGGUGGAUACGUUCUCACAAAUGCUCAUGUUGUCGCUAACUCCCGCUCAGUUCAAGUCAAGCUAUCAACCGGACGUGUCGUGAAAGGAGAAGUGACUGAUAUCGAUCAAAUCUCUGAUCUGGCUUUAAUCAAACUAGAACUCUCUGGAAACGAGAAACUUACAGCUGUGAAAUUCGGAAAUUCGUCGUUGCUAAGACCCGGGGAAUGGGUGGUGGCCUUGGGCAGCCCUCUAAAUCUGACCAAUACGAUUACAGCCGGCAUUGUUAGCAGUGUCCUUCGCCCGAGCAGAGAGUUGGGUCUGGAACAACACAAGCCCGAUAUGGAGUAUGUACAGACGGACGCUCCCAUCACCCACGGCAACUCUGGUGGGCCACUUGUCAAUCUAGACGGAGAGGUCAUCGGUGUAAACACUAUGACAGCUGGACCUGGAAUCUCAUUCGCUAUUCCAAGUGAUUUUGCUCAGAAUUUUGUUGAAAAGGCCGUAAAAACUGUGAAAAAACAAGCGAAAGCCACCAAAUAUGCUCUCGGUGUUUCAAUGCUGUCGAUAAAUCCCCGAAUUUUACGAGUCCUUCUCCAGAAAAUAUCUCUACCUCGUGAUCUCACUCAUGGUGUGUUCCUGGCUAAUGUCUGGGCCAACAGUGCUGCCGCUCAAGCAGGUCUACGCACUGGAGACAUCAUUGUGAGAAUAAACGGUAAGAAUGUGCAUUCGAGUCGAGAUGUGAACGAGCUGGUGCAGAGAGGAGAGAGACUAGAGAUGGCGGUGGUGAGGAAGGGCAAGUGGGUGACUGUGUCUGUCAUCCCGGAACCUCUGUACACUGACCACUAGAACUGGUUUAGUAUACAUGUACUGUGUGUGGAACUUUAUGACGUGUGUGUAUGUAUGGAACAGUGCAUGUUUAAUUUAUAAUUUAUGGCUGCAUGACUGUGCAUGCAUGUGCAUGGGGAUUGUGUGUGCACACUGCUUGUACCUAUAAUUAUAUAUAUUGUGGUGGUCACAUCUGUAUUAAUAUGCAUGCAUGCACUUUUUAUGAAAAGCCCAAUCAAUUCACACUGUAAAUAGCUGUGGUCAUAGUAAUUAUGAAGACAUGUCAUUAAUUGCACAAAUUGCAUACGCAUAUCAUACAAUGUGUAAGUUUAUUUGGCAAAUUAAACAAAUUCUACUAAUUAAAGGCCGAAGAAUAAUUAUAAAGAUAACAAAACAUUAAUUAAUUAUUGAUAUAAUCACUAAUAAUGAUCGAUGCAUCACAAGACAAGUACAGGUUACAAAUUAAAUUAUAUAAAUGUCAGUUUGUACUUUUAAACGGCAGAUUAUAGAGUCCGUGUAUUGUCCCCUCCUCUUCACACAACCAGCUGCACAAAACUGUUGUACUGACUGAUAUUGCGCUUCAAGAUGUCCUGACAGGGACCCAAAACACGCUCAAAACGGGAGCGGUCCAAUUUGACGCAUUUGAGAGUGCCCUUGGCUGUAACUGUGGCGGCUCUGGGUCGCUUCAACAGCAGGGCAAUCUCACC